Messenger RNA from Saprolegnia diclina VS20, 2892 nucleotides. RefSeq lists its product as hypothetical. The record is from RefSeq and is a predicted model, not a curated record. The transcript is spliced from 2 exons. Gene Ontology annotation, biological process: transmembrane transport. NCBI's taxonomy places the organism in Eukaryota, Oomycota, Saprolegniomycetes, Saprolegniales, Saprolegniaceae. The coding region runs from base 42 to 2837 and encodes 931 amino acids.
UUCUGAUUCCAUCGAAUAGACGCCAAAGUGCAAUCGCCACGAUGGGCGUCGUCAGCAAAUGCUGCUGCCUCACGCUCGUGCUCUACAAGCUCGUGUGGCUGGCCUUCACGCUCGGGCCGCUCGUUCUCAUGUACUUUAUCUACACGCUGUACCUCAAGCCGUGGGGCGAGGACCAGGUCGCGACGCUCUCAGCCGGCAAGUCGGCCGCGUCGCUCAACUGCUCGGGCUGCGUCCUCGGCAUCAACACGCAGUUCCCGCCCAACACGACGGGCUUCCGCCACACGCUCGACACGUUUGGCGGCCAAACCAUGAGCUCGGUGGUCGGGAUUGCCAUCGCCUCGUCGGUCGCAUCCGGUGUUGCGUCCAUGGCGUGGGCGUCUUUCCUUCCGGGCGCGGCCACGCUCGGCAGCCUGGGCUCCAACGUCAACGAAGUACUCGCGAUCGUCGAGCAAGCGCAGUUCAUCGGCCUUCUCGGGCAGCUCCAGACGUCGGGCGCCCCCGUGUUUUUCCAGCAGUUUACAAAGGAGCUCGCGUGGGUCAACUUCAACAUUGGCAAAGGCGUCGACGCAGUGAAAAAGUCCAUGCACGCGCGCCGCCUCGACCUCUUCUCGGCGCAAACGAGCGAGACCGGGGUCGAGCGGUACGCGGCGACGCUCGGGGUUGAGCCCGACGACCUCUUCUACUACACGCUCAUGAUCCUCGCGAUCGUAUUUGCCAUCAUCCUCGUGCUCUACGUGCUCGUGACGGCGAUCAUGAGCUGCAUCAAAAAGUCCAAGAAGAAUCUGUGGGUCAAGUACUUUCGCAAAGUCAUUUGGGCCUACGUGCUCAUUCUCCUCCUCUCGCUCUACAUUGUGGCCAUGACGGGCUCCUACAAGGCGCGCAUCGAGCUCGCCAACGGCUCGUCCGCCGCCGGCUCGGGCGCGAUCGUCCUCUCGGUGGCCAUCUUUGGCCUCGCGGUGCUCGUCGGCGUCGUUGUUAUUGCGUCGCACCCGAGUGAGCUCGACGACCUUGGGACGUACGAACACGAGCAACGACCGUUCAACGCCAAGUACGGGGCCUACUACGACGAGUACAACGCGGACAACCGAUUUUUUUUCGUGCCGAAAGCCAUCGUGGCCGUCGCCACCGGUAUCGUUGUCGGUGUCGUCGCCGACACGAACUGGCAGCUGGGCUUGCUCAUCGCCGCCAACUUGCUCUACCUUGUGCUGCUCGUUUUGCGCGAGCCGUUCUUGCUGCGGUUCCUCUUCUACAUUGGCGUUCUCUCGGUCUUUCUCAAGGUGUUUUUGCUGCUGCUCAUGGUUAUCCUCGCGCGGGACGACGUCUUCCCGCAAGCAGUCCGCGACAACGUGGCGUACGUGAUCGUCGCCAUCAACAUGAUCGUCUUUGGCCUCCUUGUGAUCCGCCAGCUCUACAUGACGAUCCACAAAAUGGUCCGCAACUGCAAGGCCAAGAAGAAGACUCCCUUGGACGACGAGAACGAGCGCGCCGACUUCAACCAGGUCGAGUCGCCGGUCCGCCCGAAGAACACGCACCAUCAACCCGACCUUGAGCGCGGUCAAGGGCGCCCGCACGCCCCGGAUGUGCACAGCGCGGGGCCGCGUCCUGGCGCACAAGCCGCCGGUUCAAUGCGCGACGGACCCAACGCGUCACUGCAAAGUGGACAAAAUACGCACCAGCUCGGCGGCUCACUGCGGGCCGACCCCUCGCGCUCGGCACUCAACGGCAACGGUCAUCUGCAAGGCGGCGGAUCCAUGCGGUCGGGACUCGACGAGUACGGCCGUCCGUUGCCCAACCAGCCGACUCCACCAGGCUCGAUGCGGUCGGGGCCGCAGAGCUCGCUGCCCGGCGCUGCGAAUGGUCCUGGCAAUCUGCGUACUCAACCGACAACGUCGCUUCCAGGAAGCAAUCGCGCCGCUCAAAUCACUCCUCCUGGCUCGCUCCGGAAGGGUGACAUCGCGUCAACGGUAUCGACGUCUUCCGGUGGCAACUUUCGAGGCUCAACACAAGGCGGUGUUGCGAGCGGCCCGUCAUGGUCGGGCGACGCCGCGACUGGGACGUCGGCCCUCGCUGCGGGUGGUGCCGUGAUCGGUGUUGCCGCAGCGACAAGUCGGCGUCGGGAGAAGGAGCAGAUCGGUGUAGCCGCAGCAUCGAGUCGGCGUCGGGAGACAGAGCAGCCACCAAAGCGCGGGUCGUUGCCGCCGCCGUGGUCGGGAGAUGCGUACGCCGAACCCAACCACGCGGUGGUCAUGCCCGAGUACGACCUCGACAAGGAGCUCAACCUUCGCGCCGACGACGGCGAGAAGCGGCGCCUCAACAAAUCCUUUGCGAGCAGCAACGACUCGUACGACCGCGCGUCGUCGGGCUACGGCUACUCGGGCAAGCUCUCGUUCGCGUCAAUGACCGACCAACCCUUCUCCCGCGCCAUGGCAUCCCCGCCGCCGCUCCUCGAGCGCGACUCGCACUCUGUGAGUAGCUCUUCGUCGUCGCGGGAGGCAUCAAGCAGGCUCGACGCACUCGCCGCCAAGUACCUCGUUGAAGACCUCUCGGGGGAAAAACACAAAAAAUCGCUCGUCGAUGGCAUCGACAACGAGGAUACCAAGCUAUCAAUGGUCGGAAGCCUCCCACCGAAAGAGUCGCUUGCGUUCAUUCCGCGGCCGCUUGUGGCCUCCAAGAGCUUGGGUCUCGAACCAACCGCAACAACAACCAAGAACGACGACGAGACGACGAAGCGGCGCACUCACUCGCACAAUGGCGUGUACCGGCGAAGCAAAGACGGCGCCGACGAGUUUGAGAACCGCAUGUCCAUCGACAGCUCCGAGGACGAAAUCGAACUUUAGGUCAAUAAUCAUGUAGCUGUCUAAUACACUGUGUUGAUGGUUACACAAAAAUGAG